Esox lucius (northern pike) is the source of this 1878-nucleotide messenger RNA. Its product is annotated as zinc finger protein 501-like. The transcript has 2 exons. The coding region runs from base 229 to 1581 and encodes 450 amino acids. Lineage: Eukaryota; Metazoa; Chordata; Actinopteri; Esociformes; Esocidae. The record is from RefSeq and is a predicted model, not a curated record.
CAUAUCCGUCGAGUGUGAGCUAAAGUAGGGAAAAAAGGGGGGAAAAAGCAGCUCUUUAGAGGCUUUUGUGUAUGUUAACCGCUGUUCUAAACGCACGUUUUCCCAUCUCGCCAACUAUCCAAUUCAGUGUAUUAUUUUUUUUACAUUUGGCUGUUGUUAUUAGUCAGCUAACUGGCUGUAUGAGUUAGUAAUAGCUUAGUCGCUAAGGAUAGCAAGGUGCUAACAUCCAUGACCAUGAGCUCUGUUCACUCCUAUCCACCUGUUAAAGAAGAGGAGGUUUGCCUGACGGAGAAAGAGGGUAUGUGGUUGAAUAUUGUAGUUAAAGAAGAAGAUAAAGAGGUGACCGUUACAGAGGGAGAAAAGAGAGAUGCCGCGGAGAGAGAAGAGGAAGCCGCCAAUGAAGUGAAGGGAGGUGAGAUCACUGUCACGUUGAAAGAAGAGGACGAGGACGAUGCUGAGGAGCAAGAUCUAAUAAACGCGGGAGAUAGACUUAACUAUCCUGGAUCCUCUGAAGGGUCUCAACAAUAUCAAGAUCCUGACAAAUCAGAACACCGCACAAAACACCAGGCGAAACCCACAGGAAAGAAGAAACCUCACCACUGCUCUGACUGCGGAAAGAAUUUCACCUCUAAAACAGAACUUAAAAUCCACCGGAGAAGCCAUACAGGAGAGAAACCUUAUGGCUGCCCUCAUUGUAAAAUGAGUUUCUCUAGAUCACAGUCACUGAAAUCGCACUUGACAAUUCACACAGGAGAGAAACCCUAUAGUUGCCCUCAGUGCGAAAUGAGUUUCUCUAGAUCACAGUCAUUGAAAUCUCACCUGAGAAUUCACACAGGAGAAAAACCUUAUGGCUGUGAUCAAUGUGGGAAGAGGUUUGUUACAUUAGGCCAGUUGAAUUUACACCUGAGAAUUCACACAGGAGAAAAGCCUUGUAGCUGUGAUGUUUGUGGGAAGAGCUUCACUCAGUCAACACACCUAACUACACACAAACGAACCCACACUGGAGAGAAACCAUACCACUGUUCUGACUGUGACAAGCGCUUUGCUACCUCAACUCAGCUGACAGAACACCAGAGAACACACACAGGAGAGAAGCCUUGUAGAUGUGAUAUUUGUGGAAAGAGAUUCACUCAGUCAAUUCACCUGACUAUACACAAGAGAACCCACACAGGAGAGAAAGCGUACAACUGUUCUGAUUGUAACAAGCGCUUUGUUACCUCAACUAAACUAAUAAAACAUCAGAGAACACACACAGGAGAGAAACCUUACAGCUGUGAUCAGUGUGGAAGGAGGUUCACUCAGGUUGGUUACCUUACUACACACAAGCAAAUACACAGUGGAGAGAGGCCUUUUCUUUGUUCUGACUGUGGGAAGAGUUUUGUUAGGUCAGCACAUUUAAGAGUUCACCAGAGAACCCACACUGGAGAGAAACCUUAUAGUUGUAGUCAGUGUGGGAAGAGUUACUCUGACUCAAGGGUUCUGAUAAACCAUCAGAAAGUACACUCUGUGGAUCUCCAGAGUGUGGAAGGUUCUCCAACACCAGACCUGGGUAGUGAAGGUAGUGAACACAUUGUGAAGUGAUCCCUAACACGUGGCCUGACUAGCACAAAGACAUUUUACAAUGAAGGUUGAUAGAAUAAAGAUGGUAUAUGUCUGUAUUAUGUUGCGUAGGAACAAGUGAAAUUCCAGAUUGUAAACAUAUUGAAACAGUGAUUAGUAGUAAUAAGCAAGAUGUCUACAUUUUGCUGUAGCUUGGUGGUAGUUAUAAAAUAGCUGUAAUGUCUCAGUUGUUACAUUUUGCAGUUUUGUGGUCUAGCUAGCUAGCUAAUAAUAAUAAUAAUUUAUUAUUAUUAUGGGUUCCUAUUUGUCCUGUUUCUC